Molecule: messenger RNA, 234 nt
Organism: Pediculus humanus corporis (human body louse)
Lineage: Eukaryota; Metazoa; Arthropoda; Insecta; Psocodea; Pediculidae
Exons: 2
Coding region: 1-234 (77 amino acids)
Source: RefSeq, a predicted model, not a curated record
AUGGAUUUGGAAUUAUUUUCGAGAAUGCUCUCGAGUUCGGAAAGUUUAGAAAAUAUUGUCACGAGUAAAUUAAACAGAACAAAAAGUUGUCAAGGACUCGGUGGAACUGAUCGGAAAAGACGUGGUCAGUUGUGGACCCCAAAAAAAAAAAAAGUGGCAACGCCACACACACUGCACCGGAGGCAGGCUUCUUCUCAGGGUUUGCCGGUUUACGAGGUGAUUGAGAUUUUUUAA